GUGAAAACGAGGCUACUGUCCAACAUGAGGUCAAAACCAUGGUCGACAAACGCCUCAACAUCAGCAGAGAAGCUGAACUGCUCCAAAGUUUCGUAAGAGUCAACGUAGAUGAACCUAACGAAAAUCCCGAUGUACAGAACCGUUUGGAACACCAAUUGGAGAAGCAAAAAGCUGAAGCUGCCUUAGAGAAGCUCGAAGAGGAAAAGGCGAGAAAACAGCAAGCUGACACGUUAAAAUCACAGGUGGACGAUGAGGUGAAAAAGAAAGGUAAGCGCAGAAGAAGAAGGGCUAACGGGUGCAAAAGAGAAGAGCUCUAUUGCGAUAAGGAUAGAGCUGCUGCUGUCAAUAUGGGAUCUAGGGAUAUCAAGCAAUCGUUGAAGAUGAAGAGGAAGCAGGAUCGCUCGAAGGCACUGCAAAUACCGGAAGAAGCAGAACCAAGUACUUUUUUGGCUUGGGGUAACUACGAAAUGGGCAAGGGUGAUCUGAAAAUUGCGUUGGACUUCAUUUCAAAGGCUCUUGAGUUGAACCCCACUGAGAAGAACGCCCUAGUUGCAAGAAGCAAAUGCUACAUCCUACUUGGUCACCCAGCAAAAGCCUUAGAAGACGCAGAAAUGGCUCUGGAUCUCGACAAAAGUUUCCUGAGAGCUAUUUACCAGAAAGCAGAAUCUCUAUAUCAUCUGGGUAACUUCGAAUAUAGUCUGAUGUAUUUCCACAGAGGUCUCCACAUUCGACCGGAUCACGAACAGUUCAAACUUGGUGUCCACAAAUCCCAGAAAGCAAUUGAAAAUGCUAUCGGAGGUCCUUCACUGUUUGGACCUAGAAGAGAAUCCAAACAAAAUUCUGAACUUCCUACUCAUAGAACUGGAACAUCGAAUUCGAUGUCAAGUAAGAGGGUUACUCCUGUCAACAGGUCGAGAUCAUCGAAAAGUAGUAGAUUGUUGAGGGAGUUGGGCGCUGAUAAGGAUUACCUCGACAAUUUGCUGAGAAACCCUGAUAUAAAGUGUAAAUUUAAAGAGGAUGAUGAUACAAUCAAGAGGAAUGUGGAAGAAACUGUGGAGUAUCUGGAAGCGAGGCAAGAAUUUUGGAGACAGCAGUUGCCACCACAUUUGAGAUAGAUCUCAGAAAAUUAAUGCUGUAUACUACACAAGCUGGUUUUAAAAACUUGUCAUUGGUAUAUCAGAAUAUGAAAGAAUAGUUAAAAUUUUCAAUUGAAUUGAUUGUAAACAAUGAUUUCACCUUUAGGCAUUAACCUCAACAUACUAUUAUUCUCAAUAUAUCAUUAUUCUCUUAAAUGAAAUGGCAAUGGAGAUAUACCAAUGGCAAGUUUGGUAAACCCAUAUAUGUUAUCAUAUGAAUAACGAAAUGAGAUUCAUUGAUGAGAUUUUCCAUUGAGUCAUGAAAAUUUAUCUUUAUUCUUCUAGAGAAAAGUACAACAUAAAUAAUAUUUUCAUUCUAAGAAUUACGAAAUAUUAUGAUAUUUUGUUCUUAAAAAUAUCAACAUAAUUUAUUAUGUUUUUGAAAUAAACAAUUUUGCAUAAAAGUCACAAAGGGCCAGAAAAGUAUAAAUUGUGUGUAAUGAUAGA
Messenger RNA from Harmonia axyridis, 1583 nucleotides. Its product is annotated as outer dynein arm-docking complex subunit 4-like. The record is from RefSeq and is a predicted model, not a curated record. The transcript is spliced from 2 exons. The coding region runs from base 39 to 1115 and encodes 358 amino acids. Gene Ontology annotation, molecular function: protein binding. NCBI's taxonomy places the organism in Eukaryota, Metazoa, Arthropoda, Insecta, Coleoptera, Coccinellidae.